Acipenser ruthenus (sterlet) is the source of this 4160-nucleotide messenger RNA. RefSeq names its product protein NOXP20-like. The record is from RefSeq and is a predicted model, not a curated record. NCBI's taxonomy places the organism in Eukaryota, Metazoa, Chordata, Actinopteri, Acipenseriformes, Acipenseridae. Bases 147 to 1799 code for a protein of 550 amino acids. The transcript has 14 exons.
CUUGCCCUGUCAUUCGAACAAGGCGAGUGCAGAGUUCAAAUGACGUCACUGUCAAUAACCUAGUGCUGCCUGCCGACGUGGCGCAGAGGGAGGUGGAAGGGGAAAGUAGACAAACCCGGCUGACAACAGAACGGACAUGAAUCAAAAUGUCACAGGGUUACACCAUGGAAAGUGUUUCUACUGAACUUAACAGUCAAUUGUCAGACCCCACUGACAGUGAUGCAUCAUUUGUGAAAGAAACAGAGCUACAUAGUGAAGCCUCUGAGGCAAUAAAUGAACCCUUAGAAACAGCAGACAAGGGUGGUGGGCACCACGCUGAGGAAUGCUCUGUCCAGCCAGGGGAAGAGACAGAGGGACCAGCUGAAAGUACAGCCCCCACAGAGAAGGGCUUGUCGGGGAGUCAGCUGACCGAGUGCACGGAGUCAGUGAGCCUGGAAGCAGAGGCUGCGAAUGAAACAACACUGGACAGACAGGAUGCUCAGGAGUCAACUGCAUCCACAGAGGGGAGAAGGUGGGGUAGCUGGGGCUCAUGGGGAAAGUCCCUUUUGACAACGGCAACGACCACUGUUGGUCAAGGGAUAACAGCAGUCAAAGAAAAGGCAGCCACACUUACCAUCCACAGCAGCUCUUCAACUUCUGAGGAGAGCAAGCAGUCUGGAAGUAAUGAAGGGACAAUACCAGGUGUUCCUGAAGAUCUGGGUCUAACUGAAUCUCCUCCCUCAUCUGCUUCAUCUGGGUCACGUGGAAUGUUGUCAACCAUUACAAACGCAGUUCAAAAUACAGGUAAGUCUGUGAUUACUGGUGGUCUGGGUGCAUUGGAAUUUAUUGGUAAGAAGACAAUGAACGUCCUCGCAGAGAGUGACCCUGGCUUCAAGAAGACCAAAAUACUGAUGCAGAGAACUGUAACUUUGUCACAGAUGUUAAGGGAAGCAAAAGAUAAGGAGAAGGAGAGAAUUGGCAAUCAAGUUGUAAUGGAGAGGACAGCGCACUAUGGAAUACUCUUUGAUGAUUUCCAGGGCUUAUCUCAUCUGGAGGCUCUAGAGAUUCUCUCAAAUGAAAGUGAAUUCAAGGUUCAGUCCGUCUUAAUGUCAAUUGAAGGAGAAGAAUUAGAAACUUUGAAAAGGGAUCUGAUUACAAUUAAAGAAAUCUUCCAGGAGAAGGAUUUUGAAAAAGAUGAAGAUGAAAAAGCUUCUGAAGAAGAAGAGUUUGCGAGCAUAAUAACAGAGCUACUUUUUGAACUGCAUGUUGCUGCCGCUCCUGACAAACUCAACAAGGCAAGAAAAAGAGCCCAUGACUGGGUAAACAAAGUGGAUCUUUUAGCAAUGGAAAGUGAGGAAAACCCGAAAGAAGAAAACACAGAAUUAGGCGGUAAAAAAGAUGAGGAAACAAGUAAAGCAGAGGAAGAUAAUUCAAAGUCUGUUGGGGAUAUCUACAUGUCAUCAGUUGAAAGCAUGGCUGAGGUGACAGCUCGUAGUAUUGAACAGCUUCACAAAGUGGCAGAGCUAAUUCUGCAUGGACAAGAUGUAGAGAAGCCAGCUCUGGAUCAGGCCAGAAUCCUUACCAGGCUAACAGGGGCUAUGUGCAAGGAGGUAUCUUCCCUUUCUAAGAAGUUUUCUGACACUUUGACUGCAGCAGGGAGCAAACUAAAGGCAGAGGUCCUAACCCCCUGGAUUAACAGUGUGUUAUUAGAGGGAUCAAACAGCACCACCUACAUUCAGGAUGCUUUCCAGUUGCUUCUUCCAGUAUUACAGAUCUCACAUUUACAGAUUACCAGCUCUAAAACACCCAGUGAACGCUAGGGUUCUUGUUUGAAAAAGACUAUAUUAUUAUUAUUGGAAAUCUUAUGAUAUACACUGCAAAGCAACAGUAACAUAUUAUAAUAUAAUUCUUUCACUAUACUAAAAUAGUAGUGAUCUAUAUUUCCAUUAUGAAGGCAAACCUAUAUUGUUUAAUAGCCCUGUUACACAGACAAAUGCCACAGUAGUGUAUAGUGCUUAAAUUGAUACUGUAUUUACAGCACUACUUUUAGCAAAUUAGAACAUGUUGAGGCUGAGAUUUUAUAAAGGUACACUAUUUGUGUUGCUAAUCAUCAAACUAGUUGGAUGUGAUACAAGGGCUUUAUGCAAAACAUUAGCAUUACAACAAAAAACAAACAUUUGCAAGUCUUUACAAAACAGUGCAAUUAUGCAUAUUUAAAUGAUGUGAUGUAAUAGAUUUUAUAAUGUUGCAUGGUGUAGUAAUCAAGAUUUUUUAUAACUGUCAGAUUAUCAUUAAUAUAUGUAAGAACUGACUGAAAUCGUUGUACAACAUACGUUAUUGUGAAUCACAACUGCAUUUUUAUAUUUAAAUGCUGAGUCUGUUGCUCUUGCACUUUGUAAAAUUAAUAGAAUAAAUACACUUUUAGUAUAUGCCUUUGGUUUAAAACAAUUUAACUUAACAGGCGCGGAUGUAAAUACCGUUGUUUAAAUAAUCAAAACCAGACCCUCCCUAGCAUUUUAAAACAAUGAAUUACCUAAUUACCUAGCAUUUGUUGUAUUUACAGGAUAUAUGCAACAAUGUUAUCAAUUCAGUCCUCUUCCCCCGUGUUCUAACUAAUUUGCUGAACAUUUAACUGCAUACAUGGUUAGCUAAAUGUUUGUUAUGAUGCAUGGUAGAUAUUAUGAUCAAUGUAUGUAACAUUUCUAAAUUCCUUGUUUUGGCACCUAGUGCAACAUUUUUAUAUCCCUAAUUAGAUGUUUGUUUGUUUUUAUUUACCAUGAAAUGAAUGAAUUAACCUAACUGAUUUGUCAAAUGAAUUGUGUGAUACAGAACUAAAUCAUUUAAAAAAGAUUUUAUAUAAUAUGAAAGUAUGACUUUUUUCAAAACAUAUCAGAAGUAGAGCAACACUAAUUUGUAUUCCGUGAACACAUUGAUCAAUUAAUUUAAUCCAAUUAUAUACAGUUCCAAGUUCCCAAUUUAUUUCAUGGACAAUUUCCCAAAAUGAUUAGCUUCACCUAAAAAGUUAAUUGAAUUGGGCCCUAGGACGAUAACAUUGAUAAAUAAUCUAGUUCCCAUCAUUUCUAGUCACUUAUAAUUAACAUUUUGUGUAUUACUUAAAAAGAAACGACCAUUAUGUUGGUGCAUGCCUAAUAUUGAUAUUGUUAAGUAGCCAUUUAAAAAGAAAAUGAAAACAUAUACUGUACAACCACUUCUUACCAAAAGCAUUUAAAUACAAAAUAAAAUAAUGCCAUAUUUAACUGUAUGUGUGUGUAUUAAUGUAAUAUAUUUUAUAGGGAAUGCUGGAUUUGCAGGUAUUUGUUCCAAACACCAAACAGUAUGAUCCUCUCUCUAUUAAAUACAUUAUAAAUAUGUAUAUGAAGCACUGAAAAAGAAAGAAAAAAUAUGUAUUCAAUUAUGUAAAUCAACAAAUAAUAAUGCAUAAUACAUACUGUAUAGGGGGUCAUGUGUCAAGCAUUUGCGACGACAUUAAGGCCGUAGCGUCGAGUUUACGCUGGCCUUAGAAUUGCCCUGUAUGUAUCAUGACACUUUUGGCUAGUUAAGGUCGUGUUAGCACCACCAAAAUGCGCUCCGCUGUGCAAUGCGCUCCACCGCUCAUUAGCUAUGCGUUUUGAGGCGUAUCAAGCCUUAAUUAUAUGCAUGGCCAAAUUGUAGGUGGGGCUUAUUUGUAAAUGAAGUUUGUGACAUUAAAAUCACAUUUAUGAAGCUGCAGAAUAGCUGCGCCGACCCUAAAAAGGGUCCACAAAAAGUCAGAUUUCAAAUUGGUCUUAUUUGGGCGCAAAAGUCAGAAAGCUGCUGAUAGGAAAGAACAUUAUGGCAGCAGUCAUAAUGUAUUUCUUACGACAGAGAGUGCAGACUCCUAACCUUCCUGAACAACCCAGGAACAGAGGGAAGAGUACUGAGAAGAAGGGAGAGUAUUUAGGGUCCGCAUUACCCUUUUUGAUCUCCCUGAGGAUGAACUUAUAGCUCAAUACCAGCUAUUUCAUUAUGUACAAUUAUUUGUAUUCAUCAUAUAAUGAACUUAACACCAAAGUCAUUGUAUUUAUCUUGCUCUUAAUUGUAUUAUUACUUGUACUGUGAUUCUUGAAAUGUAUUUUUGUUUACGACUGUAAGUCGCCCUGGAUAAGGGCAUCUGCUAAGAAAUAAAUAAUAAUAAUAACUUG